UAAAGAGAUCCUCAGCAGCGACAGUUUCGGAAGAAAGUUAAGGCUUCUCCCUUGCCCCUACUUCUUCUGUACUCGUGGUUGCCCAAACUCAAAACAUGGCAAUCAGUCACAGCACUUUGGCAUUUGCCUUUGGCAUGCUAGGUAACGUCAUUUCGUUCUUGGUAUUCUUGGCUCCAAUACCAACAUUUUACCGAAUAUACAAGAAGAAAUCGACCCAAGAAUUUCAGUCACUGCCUUACCUGGUGGCACUGUUCAGUUCCAUGCUUUGGUUGUACUAUGCUUUACUCAAAAAAGACGCUUUUCUUCUCUUGACCAUUAACUCAUUUGGGUGUGUCAUAGAAACCAUCUACAUCAUCUUGUACAUCAUCUAUGCGUCCAGGGAUGCUAGGAACUUAACUUCAAAGUUAUUUUUCGCAAUGAAUGUGGGCUCCUUCGCUCUGAUCCUCCUAGUUACACAUUUUGCUGUGCAUGGUGCCCUUCGUGUCCAAGUCCUUGGAUGGAUAUGUGUUUCCCUUUCUAUUAGUGUGUUUGCAGCACCAUUAAGCAUUGUGGCACAAGUUGUUAGGACAAAGAGUGUGGAGUUUAUGCCUUUCAAUUUAUCAUUUACCCUCACGUUGAGUGCCGUAAUGUGGUUUGGUUAUGGCCUCUUUCUCAAGGACAUAUGCAUUGCUCUUCCAAAUGUGCUUGGUUUUGCACUGGGGUUAAUUCAAAUGCUGCUCUAUGGCAUUUACCGGAAUGGCGAUAAGAAAGUUGAUAAAAUGGAAAAGAAGGUACCCUUAGAGCCACUAAAAAGUGUUGUUAUAGCCGUGGAGGAAAAGCAGGGCAAAGAAAAUAGUGAGGAGAAGGAGAAAAGCAAUGAGGCUAAUGAUUGCCCAGUCUAAACUAAAUGCAUGCAAGUAUGUUAUAAUAUUGCGUCGUGGGUAUCCAUGGCCAUGACCCACCACUAUCUACUUUUAAUCUCUUCCAUUAAGUUGUAGCUACCUAGCUAAAUGUACUAGUUAUUGUAUCUUUCAAUUUAAUCUAACCAUUGAAUUUCGCAUUAUAAAUCUAUUUCUCCAUCA
Messenger RNA from Cajanus cajan (pigeon pea), 1061 nucleotides. RefSeq names its product bidirectional sugar transporter N3. Gene Ontology annotation, molecular function: sugar transmembrane transporter activity. NCBI's taxonomy places the organism in Eukaryota, Viridiplantae, Streptophyta, Magnoliopsida, Fabales, Fabaceae. Gene Ontology annotation, cellular component: membrane. Gene Ontology annotation, biological process: carbohydrate transport. The record is from RefSeq and is a predicted model, not a curated record.